ACUUGCUCUUAUCGUAUGAGAUUACUAUAAAUCUAUACUCUAAGAAUGAGUGAUAAAAAGAGACUGACAACAAUACACGUUAUUAACAUAUAACGCGACAUGCCCAACUAUUAUUGGCCAUAAUUAAAUCGGUUCCUUAAUAAUUCUGUCUUCAUGGUUUUCCGCUGACUAGUUCUUCCACACAGAUGGUGACUUUCUUAGACAAAUUGCUUGGUUCUACUCAAUUGAUUGCCCAUCGUCUUGCCUUACGGAAACUAUCGGUUCAAGGACGCGUCUUGAUAACCAAUACGUUGAUACUUAGCAGAAUAUGGCAUUGUCUACGUGUCCUCACUGUACCUGCUUACUUUCUCGCCAAGAUCCGUUCAAUAGUUGACCAAUUCAUCAAUUUCAGAUCCUUCCCAAAGGUGGGCUUUGACGUUUGUCGAUGCCCGCGAAAGGAGGGCGGUUUAACGGUUCUGGAUCCAGCUACCCAACUUCAUGCACUUCAGUUACAUUGGCUCCGACCACUCGUUCAACCUGACACGGAAUCAAAUUACAACCACUCUUUUGCCCUACAAACGUUACAAUACUGCUUAUGCAGCUUCUCUGGUAGUCCCAGCUCUAUUCCGCCUUUGUCCUUCGCAGAAUUACGUUUGCCGGAUGUAAAAGCAAUGGGUUGCUGCAAGCUCCUAUUUCAAGUAGUAGACAUGCUGAAUUUCUCUGUUAACUGGGAGGCGUUGAAUAUAUCGAUGGUCAUAGAGAUUCCGGUUUCGCGGAUAUACUUCGAUCUACCGACUUGGAACGGUCGUGGUCGCCGAACAAACUGGGGCCAACUGCGGAUGAAGGAUAUCUUCGGAUAUAGCCCAAUUCACAGCUGUUUGAGACAAAGACCUUACUUGUCAAACACAAGGUUUAAACAUCGAGUAAGCCGAUUCCAUUCCUGGUUAGCAGAUGGCCAGAGUCCAGUGCACUCCUCCAUUGCAACCUUGUUCACACCGCACAACCUCAGACCAGACAGCCAAUUCCAGUAUACGCUCUGUCGAAUGCUUCAACCUAACUUUGAAGAUCUACUGACGGUAGAGCUACCAGGAGCCUUGGACUUUCAUCAUAUAUAAUUCAAGCUAUUCUGGAACUCACAGUUACUCCCCAUUGAUGACUUACCGGCCCACUAUCCGCGUGGUCCUGCUACGGCAUGGCGCGCCUUCUGGUUAUCUUCCUUCCCAUACCAGGCGCACACCGUGCUCUGGAGGUAUUAUCAUCGUAAGUUACCAACACGC
This is a messenger RNA of Rhizopus microsporus ATCC 52813, 1256 nucleotides long. RefSeq lists its product as uncharacterized. The transcript has a single exon. The coding region runs from base 186 to 1094 and encodes 302 amino acids. NCBI's taxonomy places the organism in Eukaryota, Fungi, Mucoromycota, Mucoromycetes, Mucorales, Rhizopodaceae. The record is from RefSeq and is a predicted model, not a curated record.